CGCUGUCUCUUGGUAUGCGCCAGUUGUCCCCAGGGGUUCGUAGAAAGGCCUGGCGCGUACCAAGAUGGUAAAGCGGGGAUUUCCUUUUGCAGCUCGAACUUUCCAAUGUAUACGACAUCUGCACACUGUAUACCAGACAGUAGAAUUGCCAGAGACUCACCAGAUGCUCCGCCAGACAUGCCAGGACUUUGCUGAAAAAGAGCUGGCUCCUAUUGCUGCUGAGCUGGAUAAGGAGCACCGCUUUCCUACUGAUCAGAUCAAGAAAAUGGGGGCUCUUGGACUACUAGCUAUGGAUGUGCCAGAGAAAUACAUGGGAGCAGGACUUGAUUACCUCGCGUAUUCCAUUGCCGUGGAAGAGAUCAGUCGGGGCUGUGCAUCUACAGGUGUCAUCAUGAGUGUCAAUAAUUCCCUCUAUUUAGGACCGAUUCUGAAGUUUGGGUCUGAAGACCAGAAACAAAAGUGGAUUGCUCCAUUCACCAGUGGGGAAAGAGUGGGUUGCUUGGCCCUCAGUGAACCAGGAAAUGGCAGCGAUGCAGGAGCCGCUUCAACAGUGGCCCGGCUCGUUGGCAACAAGUGGGUCUUAAACGGCACCAAAGCCUGGAUCACCAAUGCUUGGGAAGCCAGUGCGGCUGUGGUGUUUGCCACCACAGACAAAUCCCUGAAACACAAGGGUAUUAGUGCCUUCCUUGUUCCAAUGCCAACCCCGGGCUUGUCUCUGGGCAAGAAAGAAGACAAACUAGGAAUCAGAGCAUCAUCCACUGCCAACCUCAUCUUUGAGGACUGCUGUAUUCCCAAGGACAACAUGCUGGGGGAGCAGGGAAUGGGCUUCAAAAUUGCCAUGCAAACCUUGGACAAUGGCAGGAUUGGAAUUGCCUCACAGGCCCUGGGAGUAGCCCAGGCAGCUCUAGACUGUGCAGUGGAUUAUGCUGAGAAGAGGAUGGCUUUUGGUGCUCCCAUCACUAAGCUGCAGGCCAUUCAGUUCAAGUUGGCUGACAUGGCCCUGGCGCUUGAGAGUGCUCGUCUGCUGACCUGGAGAGCGGCUAUGCUGAAGGACAAUGGGAAGGCCUACACCAAGGAAGCGGCAAUGGCCAAGCUGGCUGCUUCUGAGGCUGCAACUGCUAUUUCCCAUCAGGCUAUCCAGAUACUGGGAGGGAUGGGCUACGUGACGGAAAUGCCAGCAGAACGGCACUAUCGUGAUGCUCGAAUCACUGAGAUCUACGAGGGAACCAGUGAGAUACAGAGGCUGGUGAUUGCAGGGCAACUGCUGAAGGAGUACCGAGGUUGAAGUUGCAAGGCUGGGGUAGGGGGAGACUUGCAUUUAAGUGCCCCUUGAUAGUAGACUGUGCCUUGGGCAAAAAGUACUUGUCAGCUGGGUGCCAGGGGCCAAGCCCUCUCCUUUGGUCAUUGACCUUUUAUGGGACUAUGCAAAACCUGACCGGCCCAACUGCUUGGGAAAUUUUGAUUGUUCUGAAAUGGUAGGACAUGACACCUGUUAGGCUAACAGUAGCUAAUCAGGGCACAUGAGCCUUUUGAGAGAGGGCCCACAGUUCAUUGGGUGAGUCUGUUUGGCUUGAUGUUCAAGCUGCCUUUUUACAGAAAUUGCACAAUAAAUACUGGGAUGGCAGCUUUGUGCUGCAGGAGAACCAAUCUUCAUAUCUCUGGGGAAAACGAGGAAAAGUGAUGAUGGUCUGACUCUCCUUGCACUAUAUCUUCAGGAUGUAUUGAAUGAACCUGAUUGUUUAACUGACAUCUGUGUGAAGUAUCAGAGUUACUUCAGCUGCUUGAGGGAGGUGGCGAAGUUGCAACUUGCAGAGCAAGUGAAGAAAAACCAUAAUUUGUACUGUCUUUUCAUCAGUCUAUUUCUGGAAUGAAAGGGUGGGUAGGAUUGGGGUACUGAUACUUCCUUCAAGCACCAAAGAGCUCCUUCACUACCACAACAAUCAGAGCCUGGGUACUCCGAGUGUGGCUGUACAAUAGGGCAGCUGUAGUAUUUAACCUCUACCUCUCUGCUGUAGCCAGUUCAUUGGAUUACAGUAAGUAAAGGUAAAGGUUUCCCUUGCUCGAAAGCCAGUCAAAUCCGACUCUAGGGGACGGUGCUCAUAUAUAACCUAUAUAGCUUAUUCACCAGUUGUAGCCAUCAACCAUGGUAGCCAAGUGGCACUUUACACAGGCAGAGGCAAAUGAUGAGGUAAUCAAGGCAGGAGGAGCUUGUUGUCUUUCUGUCCUGCUUGUGAGCUUCCCUGAGACAGAUGCCCGGGGGGGGGGGGGGCAAAGCAGAUGGGCUUCCAAGUCUGUUCCAGCAAAGCAUGUGCUUUGGGGGGGUGGGGAGAAGAGACAGUACUUUACCUGCAUUGGCAACAAAAAUUUACAUACCAAGAGUGGAUCAAAUUAUCACAAUCUAUUAUCUUUUUCCAAUAAAAAUAUUCU
Gekko japonicus is the source of this 2427-nucleotide messenger RNA. It is a transcript of the gene ACADS, whose product is annotated as acyl-CoA dehydrogenase, C-2 to C-3 short chain. Gene Ontology annotation, biological process: fatty acid beta-oxidation using acyl-CoA dehydrogenase; butyrate catabolic process. NCBI's taxonomy places the organism in Eukaryota, Metazoa, Chordata, Lepidosauria, Squamata, Gekkonidae. The transcript has 10 exons. The coding region runs from base 65 to 1285 and encodes 406 amino acids. Gene Ontology annotation, molecular function: flavin adenine dinucleotide binding. The record is from RefSeq and is a predicted model, not a curated record. Gene Ontology annotation, cellular component: mitochondrion.